UCAUCUCCUUCUGCAGAGGGGAUUGCCAGCAAGCACUUGGUCGUUCUGCUACAAGACGAAAUCUUUGCUGACUUUUUCAACACAUUCUUGAAUCUUCCUGUGUUUGGUCAGAUGCCCCUUUUCAUGUUCAAGACUCGUCAGUGGCAUCUUUGGCCAGAAUUACCAUGCAACCAUGUCUCAAAGUACAAAGGCUUACUGAGUUGGAUGGAGAAACAUCGACUGCCCUAUUUCUGCAAAACCAACCUGUGCCUUCACUAUCUCCUCUGCGAGGAGCUCCUCAGCUUCAUCCGGUCCCCAGAGGCAGCGGACAUGCUGAGAUGGAGAAAGGCUGAUCAGUGGCUCCUGGAGAAGUGCAUCGGUGGCAGCAGAGGGAUGUGGCGCUUCCGUUCUUUCAUGCAAGGAAUGGCAGGGGAAGAACUGACCAAAUUCUGGCUGGCUGCAGAAAGGAUACUGGGUAUUGACGAAACGGAUGAAUCCCAGCAAGAUCUCUACAUAUCGCUCUUCCAGGUGUUGAUGGCCACUCACUUGCAGGAGGGCUCCGUCGUAGUCACCCUCUGUAGCUCAAGUAUUGAAUCGCUUUUGCAGAUGUCUUCCUGUCACCUCGAGCACACUGAGACGCGGAGGGAAGUCCUGAGUGAGAUGCAGAAAGUAGCCCUGUUCAAGAUCGAAAGCUACUGGCUCCCCAACUUCUACAUCCACUGCCAGCUGAGCAUGGAGCAAGAGCCCAAGUGUUCCCACUUGCUCCAGGAGUACGAAGAGCGGCUGUGCAUGGUCACGUCUCCCAAACCCUUCCUGUUCCCCCUGCCGACCAUGAGCAUCCGGAAGAGCAGCCUCACGUCCCUCGGCUACUCCAGUCUGAAAAGGAAGAAGGAAGUUUGGGAUCGCGUCACGGGGAAAGGGCCUGUCAAAACACGAGGGAAACAUAAAAAAGAGAACCGCGGACACUGCCGCAGGAGGUCCGCCUCGUCGAAGAGCAGUCUGAUGGUGAAGAAGCAUCCCCUUUCUAAAAGGCAAUUAGCCGCCAUGAGCACGUGGAAAAUGGAUCACGCCAACGAAAGAAACACAGAGGACCUUUCUAACUUCAAAACCAUCCCGAUGGGGCUGCUCUCCCCUCCGGAGCUGGACGAGCUUGGCAAGAGGAGCACCGUCACGAAACUCCGCGCUUCUACCCCCGUGGUCCAGUUCCCUUCCAUGCUGGCCUUAAAAACCAUAGUCAAGUCUCCCUUGUCCUUAGAAUUCCUUCCGUGGGUGCUCAGCGCCGACAAGUGUGCCGGGUGCCCCUUCCGGGAGUUCUUGCUCAGCCGGAAUUACGCGGUAGAGGUGCACCUCCUCGACCUCUGGCACGACCUGGAAGAUUUUCUGCGCAUGAUGAUGUGCUCCCUCGGGGAAGGCAAUGUCCUCUUGCGCCACGUGAUGGGCGAGAGGAUCUGUGAGCUGUACCUGACCCAGAACAGCAACUGGCACCUUCCUUUGAAGCUGACCACUCUCAGGGGGUUGCAGAGUCUCCUGCCGUCUGGGAACGUGAUCCCCUGGGUGCUCAAGGCACAGAAGGAAAUCUGUAAGAUUCUGUGCUUCCUCUAUGAAGAAUUCCUACAGCACGAUGACAAGAUGUUCCUGUUCUAUGUGCGGGGCAAGGAGAAGAAAAUGACUGAGGAAGAGCCUUAUGAAGAUGAUGAACACCUCCGACUCACCCAGAGAAUCAUGGAGUCCAUGAAUCUGAGCCAAGCGUUGGCUGGGAUGAGAGACUUUGACCUGCUGGCUGGAGAACACUGGCAGUUACUAGGCACUCAGGACCUGGGAAUGGGGGGCUCCGUCUUUAUGGAGCUGGCUCCUAUUGUGUACAAGAUAGAUUAUGCUGGCAUGCAAGUUGAGGAGAUGGCCACUGUCAACCCUAAGAUGGCUGUGGAAAUACUGAGUAAGAACUUCAGGGAAUUCUGCAAGAAGUAUCCAUUAGCGGGUGGUGUGUUCGUUCGGCCCACAAUCCCGAAAAGAAGCUUACACUGGACCAGGUCAAGUUUCUCCUUCAUGAGGAAGGGACCUCUCAUGAGAAAGCCCCUGAUAAGGCCCAAAGAGCUGACUGAUGUUCUUCAGAACCCCGUACAUCUGGAUUACUUCCAGCAUUUCCUGAAAUUGCACAAUGCCGAAACCCCACUCCUUUUCUAUUUGGGGGUAGAGGAUAUCCUUAAGGAGACUGACCCCAAGGCACAGCGUAUUUUGUUGAAUGAGUUGGUCAGGAAUUUCUUCUACCACAGCAUGCCACCAGAGAUGCUACUGCAGUGCAACGAUGAUAUCAUCCGAGAGAUACAGAAGUCCCGUAACGUCACUCUCGCCAUGGUGAUCUCAGCGCAAAACUGUGUCUUGAAGUGCCUGGGAGAACGAUGGUUUAAAUUGUACCAAGGCCUGUAUCCUGAGACUGAGAUUGCAUAUACUAUCCAUGGUGCAAGGGGAAGGAAAGGCUCCAUCAUAAAAGACAAGAUAAAAAAGCUCUGGAACAUGUUUGGCGCACUCGUUAAGAGUAUAUGCAGGUUCCGGAAGGCAAUGAGUUAUGCGGCGGAGCGCAAAGCAUUUGAAGCAUUCCUCCACCGGGAACUAAAAAACACCAAGGAAACUCAUGCGGCCGAUGACGCUUCCUGCGAGCACUGCGGGCAGCUCCCUUUGAAGCAGGGGAGGGCUGGGCUGAGCACUUGUGCAAAGGUGCGUGGCACUUCCAGUCACGUCAUCGAGCAGCGUGCGCAAAGCGCACACAUGCCUUCUCAGUCAGCAACUCAGCAGCAACGAGCAAGUGUUGGUGGAACCGGUGGCCGUCACGGUGGAUCUCCUGCCAGCUCCACACUGGAAGACGUUGACGUGGUCCAAGUGAGACGCCGAAUAUUUUCUGGCCGCAUCAUCUCAGUUAAUUUCCUGGUCAACGAUCUCUACUUUUACCUGGAGAUGGAGAAGUUUUUCCAUCUGUCCGAUUCGGUGGUCGUGCUGGCUUCCCUCGGGCUGUACACCGAGAAAGAUAUUGCCUUCCUGAGGUCUAAAGUGUCCACCAUCAACAAACUCUUCCUGAAUUCGGAUAUCCCGCCUAAACUGAGGGUCAACCUCACAGAAGCACAGAACAACCAAAUCAAGGCUUCAAUUGCUGAAGGUGUGCUGAACAGGACACUCUACCACAGUGCCAUGCUCUCGAUUUUUCCUGUCUUGUUAUACUUCUGGAAAAGGUAA
Molecule: messenger RNA, 3207 nt
Organism: Heteronotia binoei (common prickly gecko)
Lineage: Eukaryota; Metazoa; Chordata; Lepidosauria; Squamata; Gekkonidae
Gene: RGSL1
Product: regulator of G protein signaling like 1
Exons: 18
Source: RefSeq, a predicted model, not a curated record